Messenger RNA from Lodderomyces beijingensis, 1128 nucleotides. The record is from the annotation of a GenBank genome assembly. NCBI's taxonomy places the organism in Eukaryota, Fungi, Ascomycota, Pichiomycetes, Serinales, Debaryomycetaceae.
AUGACAGCUUCUACACCAUAUGAAAUUGAAAAACCCUUCAAAGUCAGUAUAAUAGGCUCCGGAAACUGGGGCACAGCAGUAGCCAAGCUAGUAGCUGAAAACUGUGCUGAGAAACCACAGAUUUUCCAACGUGAGGUCAACAUGUGGGUGUUCCAAGAAGAUAUAGAUGGCAGAAAACUCACAGAUGUGAUCAACACCGACCACGAAAACGUCAAGUACUUGCCCGGCAUCCAAUUACCAGACAAUUUAGUCGCCAACCCCGACGUGGUUAAUACCGUCAAGGAUGCAGAUUUGCUCAUCUUCAACAUUCCUCACCAGUUCCUACCCCAUGUAAAUAAGCAAUUGAAGGGUCACGUGAAGCCCACCGCGAGAGCAGUCUCGUGUCUCAAGGGCUUGGAAGUGGACGCCGAAGGGUGCAAGUUGCUAUCCACGUCCGUCACUGACGAUUUGGGCAUCUACUGCGGUGUCUUGUCCGGCGCCAACAUUGCCACCGAAGUGGCCAAGGGCAACUGGUCCGAGACCUCCAUCGGGUACACCGUGCCUCCCGACUUUAAAGGCCCCGGUAAGGACAUUGACGAGUACGUCUUGAAGCAAUUGUUCCACAGACCCUACUUCCACGUGAGAGUGAUCCAGGACGUCGUGGGUGCUUCCAUUGCGGGUGCAUUGAAGAAUGUCGUUGCCUGUGCCGUGGGUUUCGUUGUCGGCGCAGGCUGGGGCGACAAUGCCAAGGCUGCAAUCAUGAGAAUCGGAAUCAAGGAAAUCAUCCAUUUCGCCUCGUACUGGGAGAAAUUCGGUAUCAAAGGUUUGGCACCACCUAAUCCAGCUACCUUCACCGAAGAGUCGGCUGGUGUCGCUGAUUUGAUCACAACGUGUUCUGGAGGCAGAAACGUCAAGGUUGCCAAAUACAUGGUUGAACACCAGGUGGAUGCUUGGGAAGCUGAAAAAAUCGUGCUCAAUGGGCAAAGUUCCCAAGGUAUAAUCACCGCUAAAGAGGUUCACGAGUUGUUGACUCAUUUCAAAUUGACCGAGGAGUUCCCCUUGUUUGAAGCUACCUACAACAUUAUCUACGAAGGCGGCAAUGUUGAGGAAUUGCCUCACUUGUUGAACAAAGAAGACGAAGAGCGAUAA